CUUUCUCAUGUCUGUUUUUCUGCGAACUCACUUCGCCACUUGCUGCGAUUUCAACUCUUUGGGGAGAGUUUCGCUCCUCACUCGCCUUUUCUUCUCAUCGGGUGCUUUCUCUUCACCCGUUUGGGGAGCUGUGCUCAAGUGCCAGCUGAUGGCUUUUGUAAUGCUCGUCCUUGCUCAGAUCACUUUAACAUCCCAGCUAGAUGAAGCACGACUUUGAGGCUUUCAGGGAUCAAAGUCACUGCCCUGAACGUGUCCCCACGAGUUGGCAGCAGCAAAGGAGAUAGAGCCCUUCAGUUUGAUUGCUUGGAAUGGAAGGGGAGCAGCCAACAGGGACCGUGCCAGGCAAAAGCACCAAAACCUCCACUGCAGCCCAUGGGAAGGGCAGGGAGCCCUUGGAGGAGUCUUCCAUGGACAUGGAAGUGGAGAACGAAGGCACCAGGAAGCCUGACAAAGACCCUCCCCAAGCAACCUCGGAUGAGGUAGUGGAUAAUCGAAGUUUAGAAGAGAUUUUGGGUAGCAUCCCUCCUCCCCCACCUCCAGCAAUGACCAGUGAACCUGGUGCUCCUCGGCUCAUGAUCACUCACAUUGUAAACCAGAACUUCAAAUCCUAUGCAGGAGAGCAAACUCUGGGACCUUUUCACAAGCGUUUUUCAUGUAUUAUCGGGCCAAAUGGCAGUGGCAAAUCCAAUAUCAUUGAUUCCCUGCUUUUUGUGUUUGGCUAUCGAGCCCAAAAAAUCCGGUCCAAAAAACUCUCAGUGCUGAUCCAUAAUUCUGACGAGCACAAGGACAUCCAGAGCUGUUCUGUGGAAGUUCACUUCCAAAAAAUCACUGACAAGGAAGGAGAUGAUUACGAAGUCAUUCCUGACAGCAAAUUCUGUGUGUCUAGAACUGCCUAUAGAGAUAAUUCUUCCACCUACUGCAUCAAUGGCAAGAAAAAGACAUUCAGAGAUGUUGGGAUGCUCCUCCGAAGCCAUGGGAUUGAUCUGGAUCAUAACAGGUUCUUAAUUUUACAGGAUGAGGUUGCCAGGAAGGAAAUUCUGUCAGGCUUUUCACCUGCUCCUGUGUGGAAACAAGGUGGGAGUCACUUCCAGGGGAGUGGGGAGGAAAUGAGGGAGAGAUUUUCUUCUCCUUUGAGAUAAACCAGAAAUUCCCAAUUGUUGAGGUCUGUGCUCCUGAUGGGACAUUGGAGCUGAGGCUAUAAAUGGGAUUUUAAAUGGGAUUAGAAAUGGAAUUAUAAAAAACUCUGGGCUGCCAGCAUUGGGGGUGAAGAGAGAGUUGUUCCUGUAGGAAGUUCUGCAGAAAAACAUGAAAAAUGGGAGGAGCAAAUGAGUGACAAUUGAAUAAUUUCUUAGAACACACCAAUUAAAAAUCAACCGUUGCAGGUUGGGUUUGCCAAUUCCUGACUUAAAUUCCAAAGUGACUCUGGAUUUACACUCACUUUAUGCUCAUAUAUUAAACACAGGAAUAUCCUUAAAACUUCCAAACUUAUUUCCAGAAUGCAGAAUUGUAGUUUUGUGCAAACAGCUGAAUGUUGAGAUUUUCCUCAUCUCUAGGCAGUGGUGACGUUGUAGAUUUUUAUACAUACAUUUAUUUUUUAAUUUGACUUUAUUUCCCGCUGAGUUUUCCUGGAAAGGAAGAAUUUUUGAUGCUUUUUCCCCCUCCUGUGUAUUCACCACAUGGUAAAAAUUGAAGGAUAAAAAUAAGAUAGGACUGCAAACAUUAAAUAAUAGCAACAAUAACAUGGAAUUACAGGGAAAAAAAAUCCUGUAUUACAACAAUUUAUUAAAUUACAACAAUCUGUUGUAAUCUUCCCAGAGCUCUGUUACAGCAGGAGAAUAAUGAGAUGGGAAUAUUGGCACUCUCCAUACAUAUUCCAGAAUCCAUGGAUGCAGAAUUGGAAUUCAUGGGCAAAGCUUUGUGAGAUGAGAUAAGAUAAAUAAAUUGAAGAUCCAGAAAUUUAGAACUUAUUUUUCCCAUUCUUUACUGUACUCCUGAUUAAAAAUGAGAGCUACCACUGUGGUAAAGGGGGCCAAAAUAACCCCAAAGCCAAGUGUGAGCACAUAAAAGACAAAUAGAAAAUUGAAAUUGUGGGGAGAGGAUGAAAUCAGUGGAAGCUGCAGACAGGGAAGGGGAGACACUUGUCUCAUUUUGCUGCCUAAAGGCUUUUUGAAGAGAAAAUUGCACUUUUGGUUCCUUGUUAUCAAGAAAUUGAUGGCACAAAGCAGCCAGGAAAUAAAAAUGUAGUGAGAAAACAAAAUUCUACAACACCCAGGCUACUUUUCCUCUAAAUUUUUCCUCCCCCCUUGGCUUUUGCUGCAGUUCCAGGUUGUGUCAAGUGGAAUUGGAGCUGAAUGAGCCAAAAGCUGAACUCAGGAACAGUAACUUUGGAGUAAUGCUGAUUCUACUCAUAAGAGUAAAGAACCAAAGGGAAAGCAGGAAUUAGGCUUGGAUUUUCUCUUUUCAAUCUUUAGAAAAACAACUUCAUUAUAAACAUUUCAGGUGUGUUAAUGGGAUUUUCCUUGGAGCAAAUCCAGUGUCCUUGUGUCACUCUGGCUUUGCUUCUCGUGGUGCUGAGGAGGUUUCAGCUCCUGGAGAAGCUCUUGCAAAAUCUCUUCAUUUCCAUUUGCUUCAGUGUUUGAGAGAACUGAAACAUUGCUGUGCUCUGGAAAAUAGAGUAAAAUAUAACUUUUAUUAAGAGAAGUGUGCCCUGUGCUGGCUCGCUUCUGUCCCAAAUUCCAUUGCAAAAAGUUAAGUAAAUAAUUGAAAUUGUUGGAGUAAUUUGAAUUAAGAUGGGUUUUUUCCAUUUCUACCAGCAAAAAACAGAUUUUAGCUCUGACUGCUCUAAUCUUCCACAGAGAUUGAGUUAAGGUGGUUUUUACAACUCCAAGCACUGCUUACAUUAAAUUCCAAUUACCCAUGCAUUUAUAGUGCUAGUUCUUCACAAAUAUCCCUUAAUCUUGUGAUGCUUGAUAAAUUAUAUUGUCUUAAUCACUGCAUUCAGAUAUUAAUUCCAUUUCAUUUAUGUAAAAUAUCAUAAAAUUGCAAACUAAUUUAUGUAAUCACCUGAUUUAGAAAGCAAAUUGUACAUAUUGAUAGUACAAUAUUAAUAUUAUUACAAUAUUAAGGUGUUAUUGUUGUUAAAUAUUAAGUUACAGGAUAAUUGGAAUUGUGCUGGAACAGGUGUUAUGGUUGGAUUACAGUAAAGUUUGCUGAGACUGAAA
This is a messenger RNA of Cyanistes caeruleus (blue tit), 3221 nucleotides long. Lineage: Eukaryota; Metazoa; Chordata; Aves; Passeriformes; Paridae. The record is from RefSeq and is a predicted model, not a curated record.